GAUGAUUUGUUUCAGAACGCCUUCUUCAUGACUCGGGAACUCUUUUCCCCCUCGAUUCCAGAAUUAUCCACCUCAACCUUCUCUGCGGAUUAUUCUGAUACUGGAAAGAUUGUGGGGAUGUAGCCCCGUUCCCCAUACUUCCCCAGUCAUUAUAAUGCUGAGGAGAAAUGGCAUAUAUUCCCCCAUCCCCAUGCCCAAUUUCAGCCGUAUUCUGGGGAAGAAGCAACUCCAUACUUUACAAUGGCAGACUCAAAAGGUGCAACCUUCGAACACCUCGACAAUGGUCGGACUCAACAUGAACAGCUGGGCGAGCAAAUAUUCGGUAGAGAACGACAAUACUCGCUAUGGAAAGCCAUCAAAGUUCACAAACGCAUCAUCUUCCAUUGCGUUGCAGCUUUUGGUGCUGGAAUGUGCUUUGGAUAUGACACAAUCGCUAAUGGAGCAACAAUCUCCAUGCCAGGUUUCGUGAUUUACUUUGGAGCUGUUACCGCAGAAGGCGAGCUAUAUGUCCCUUCUAUCUGGGCAUCUCUAUGGACUGCCAUGUCUUACCUCCUUCAGGCCAUGGGUGGCUUCCUGAUCGGUUUCGUCUCUGAUCGAGUUGGACGAAAAUGGCCUUGUGUUGGAUCUUGUGUGUUGUCCAUUGCAGGAGUUGGCAUUCAAUUUGGAGCCACAUCAAGAGCAAUGCUGUUAGGCGGAAAGAUGGUCAAUGGCCUUGCCAUUGGAUGUCUCUUUGCUACAGCUACUGCUUGGGCUUCCGAGAUCUCUCCUUUGCGUCUUCGAGGACCUAUUCAAUCGGCUAUCAUCCUCUUCAUGUUCUUCAUGCAAGCGAUUGGACUCGUGGUUGUCAGAAUGUUUGUUCCGAAUAUCACCACGCACUCGUUCAAAACGGUCUUUGCUGUUCAAUGGGCUUGGCCUAUCGCCACUGGUCUUCUGUUCAUCUUCAUGCCCGAGUCACCUACGUGGCUUCUUCUUCAAGGAAGAACCAAAUCGGCCAGGAAUUCUUUGGAGAAAUUGUAUGGAUCCAACAACGAAAUCGAAGCUCGCCUAGCACAUAUGGCCUUGGGUAUUCGUCUUGAGGAAGAUCAGGCACUUCGUCAUGGUGCUGGUUCAUACGUUGAUCUCUUCAAAGGAAGCAGCCUCAAGAGAACGUUGACAGUGGUCUGGAUGUUCUUGGGUUUCGGCUUCACAGGGGCUUGUCUCUUGGCUCAGUCAAUCUACUUCCUCAUCAUCGCUGGACUUGAACCCAUUCAUUCGUACGAUGUUGCAAUUGGUGGCUUCGGUAUUGCUAUCUUUGCCAUUGUUGGGUCCUGGUUCUUUAUGGAGAAGACUGGACGUCGAUUGAUCUUCUUGGUUGGUGCUGGCGUCAACUGUGUCGUGAUGUUUGUCAUUGGUGGGUUGUAUUACACCCACAGCAAAGGCGCUUUAUGGGCAGUUGCCAUCAUCAUGAAUCUACUCAUCUCAUGGCAAGCUGUUACCCUUGUGUCAACUGCUUGGGCUAUCACUGGCGAGAUUUCAUCGUACAGAUUACGUGCAAAGACUCAAGGCGUGGCAGUCAUCUCGAACGCUUUCUCUACUUGGCUAUUUACCUUCACUGUGGCAUACAUAUAUAAUGUUGACGCUGGCAAUCUCGGUAUCAGAGCUGGCUUUGUUUAUGGAGGUGGCUCUCUGUUGUUCUUCAUCUUUUCUUUCCUCCUCGUUCCCGAUCUCAGAGGAUUCUCGACCGAAGAAAUUGACUGGUUAUAUGAGAAUAAGGUACCAUCAUGGCGGAUUCAGGAGAAUGUUGUGGCGGCCAAGGAAGGUAUCUUGGCUAUGGAGGCGAAUUUUCAGCAUGAGAAAGUCGUGGUGUAAGCAAAGUUGUAGCCUACAAUUUCAAACUAUAUACUAUUGUCUUGGACACCGU
Mollisia scopiformis is the source of this 1900-nucleotide messenger RNA. RefSeq names its product MFS general substrate transporter. Gene Ontology annotation, biological process: carbohydrate transport; transmembrane transport. The coding region runs from base 241 to 1848 and encodes 535 amino acids. Lineage: Eukaryota; Fungi; Ascomycota; Leotiomycetes; Helotiales; Mollisiaceae. The transcript has 2 exons. The record is from RefSeq and is a predicted model, not a curated record. Gene Ontology annotation, cellular component: membrane. Gene Ontology annotation, molecular function: carbohydrate:proton symporter activity.